UGGUUGUCGUCUUGUCGUGUUGUAUUGUAGAACGUACCUAAAUAAUUGCGAUUUACAUUAUUUGUAUUGCAAUAUAAUAAAAGAAAUGUACAAAGUUAGCUGUGUUCUUCAAGAUUUCUUCAAGAGCUUAACGGGAUAAUUGGAUUUGUUACAUAUUUUGUACUGUGUAAUCAGGAAAAAUGACUGUCCACAAGAUGGUCAUGCUCCGGCUAUGCCGUCUAAUGUUGCGAUUGCUGCAUAUCCGGAAUCUUCUACUGCUGACGUUCAUCCUCAUAGUGUUGUUUUUGGUAAAAUCAAUGCAGGACCUGGACGGCAAAGCGAGAGAAGAGCAAAUUAAAUCUAUUAAGGCAUUUAUAUAUGCACCUUUCAAUAAUCAAGAUUAUUUUGUGCCUAAGAAUUUAGAGAAAAUAGACUGGCAUAAUUAUACUCAAAUAAAGUACGAGGCACAACGGACGGGUCUCGGCGAACAGGGCAGGCCAGCUCAUCUACCAGCCGAACUAGCUCAUUUAGAAGAACUUUUGUACGCUGAAAAUGGCUUUAACGGGGCCUUGAGCGACAAAAUAGCCAUAAACCGUUCCCUACCUGAUAUAAGGCAUCCAAAGUGCAAGAAGAGGAAGUACAUAGCGUCUCUGCCCACUGUGAGCGUGGUGGUUCCAUUCCAUAACGAGCAUUGGAGUACGUUAGUGAGGACUGCGUUCAGUGUGCUGUAUAGGUCGCCAGAGCAUUUGAUUAAGGAGAUAUUUCUAGUCGACGAUGCUAGUACUAAAGACUACUCAAAACUGGACGAAUAUUUAGUAGAAAACAUGCCUAAGGUGAAGGUCAUAAGGCUCGCUAAGCGCAGCGGCCUCAUCGUGGCCCGGCUGGCGGGCGCCAAGGAAGCCACCGGUGACGUCAUCAUCGUGCUGGACUCGCACACUGAAGCCAACGUCAACUGGCUGCCGCCACUGCUAGAACCAAUAGCGUUGAACUACAAGACGGUGGUAUGUCCGUUCGUGGACGUGAUAGCGUACGACACGUUUGAGUACCGCGCGCAGGACGAAGGCGCGCGGGGGGCGUUCGACUGGGAGCUGUACUACAAGCGACUGCCCAUACUGCCCAGGGACGAACAGAACAUGCCCGAGCCUUUUGAGAGUCCAGUAAUGGCCGGUGGGUUGUUCGCAAUGUCCAGAAAGUUCUUCUGGGAGCUGGGCGGCUACGACCCUGGACUUGAUAUCUGGGGUGGAGAGCAGUACGAGCUUAGUUUUAAGGUGUGGCAGUGUGGCGGACGCAUGCUUGACGCCCCGUGCUCGCGCGUGGGUCACAUCUACCGCAAGUUCGCGCCCUUCCCCAACCCGGGACACGGGGACUUCGUUGGCAAGAACUAUCGGCGAGUAGCAGAAGUGUGGAUGGACGAAUACGCGCAGUAUCUGUACCAGCGUCGACCGCAUUACCUCAAUAUAGACCCCGGCGAUAUCUCGGAGCAGAAGGCGCUGCGGGACAGGUUGCAAUGCAAGCCUUUCAAAUGGUUCAUUACACAGAUAGCGUUUGAUUUACCGGAAAAAUAUCCCCCUGUUGAACCGAAACCUUAUGCAUCAGGAAAGAUAAAGACGUUGAGAGGUGAUUACUGCGUGGACGCACACAGCGGCCGUCAGAAUGACAAGCUGACCUUGACCCCGUGCCGGGUCACCGACUUUGAGCAGGAGUGGAUGAUAUCUUGGCACAAGGACAUUAGGUUACGGAAGAGGAUAAUAUGCUGGGACCUGCCAGAGUCCAGGAAGAAGAGUCCUAUUUUGCUUUACUCGUGCCACUUGGGCGGCGGCAACCAGUACUGGAGGUACAAUGUAAAAACACGCACAAUUCAGCACAAGAGCGGCGGUUGUCUCGAAGGUGACGUCGAGAGUCAGUCGGUGUACAUAUUCCCGUGUAUAAAGGACAGAGAGUCCCAGCAGUGGGACAUUGACGACGUGGACCACGAGCAGAUGAAAAACUGGGACAAACCUCGGCCCGUGGUCACCGGCCCACAACCGAAAAAAAAAGAAAGAGAAGAGUGAGGGAAAAGAGACAAUAUUGAGUGUUAUUGAGAACUGAAGAGCCAAGAUGACUGGAUUCUUAAUAGGACACUAAGAAUGUAUUUAAACAUCAUAGAAGGAAAG
Messenger RNA from Pectinophora gossypiella (pink bollworm), 2132 nucleotides. RefSeq names its product N-acetylgalactosaminyltransferase 6-like. The record is from RefSeq and is a predicted model, not a curated record. The coding region runs from base 180 to 2030 and encodes 616 amino acids. The transcript is spliced from 14 exons. Gene Ontology annotation, cellular component: Golgi apparatus. NCBI's taxonomy places the organism in Eukaryota, Metazoa, Arthropoda, Insecta, Lepidoptera, Gelechiidae.